This is a messenger RNA of Salvia miltiorrhiza (redroot sage), 1613 nucleotides long. RefSeq lists its product as uncharacterized. Gene Ontology annotation, biological process: DNA transposition. Lineage: Eukaryota; Viridiplantae; Streptophyta; Magnoliopsida; Lamiales; Lamiaceae. Gene Ontology annotation, molecular function: transposase activity; DNA binding. The record is from RefSeq and is a predicted model, not a curated record. The transcript has 2 exons. Bases 1077 to 1613 code for a protein of 178 amino acids.
GAUUUUUGAGCGUAUUAAGAAACAUUAUUCUGAGUUAGGGUUCCCAAAUCCUAAAGGGAUAUAUAUUUAUGACACUGAUAAGAAUUUUGAAGAGGGUUUGUAUCUAAUUAAGGAUGAAGAGUCCUGUAGAAAGACUUUACAGUAUAUGAAAAUAGUGAAUGAGAAUAAAAUUGAAUUCUUUAUUGAUGAUGAUGAGAUGCCUCUGCCGGUUAGUUUAGUGCCUAGUAUUUUACCGACUGAAGUGGUGAAUUGUGGUAAUGGUUGUGGAGGUAUUGAACCAGGGGGCAUUAUGAUUAUGAAAUGAUAGAGAUAGAGGAUGAAGCAUGGGGUUCUCGUGAUGGAGGUAUUGAAGGUGCCGAAAUAGAGGCCGAAGAGACUGAAGAAGAUUUAAAUGAAGGGAUAGAGCUUGAAGUGGAUGAUUGGGCUGAAAGCAUAUAUGUAAAUCCUAUGGGAUACGUUAGUGAAGAAGAUGAGCAUCAUCAUGAAAAUCAGGGAGAAGAUAAUAGUAGCAGCGAGUCAGAGGCAUAUGAGCUUAUUGGCAAUCACUUAGAAAAUGCAGAAGGUAGCCAAGGAUAUUUUCAAUUAGGGAUGACAUUUGGUGAUGCAAAAGAAGCAAGAGAAGCAAUAAACUUAUAUGGGGUGAAGUAUAGGUUCAAGUUGAAAUUUGAAAAGAAUGAGCCUUUUAGAAUAAGAGUGAGAUGCAUCAAUAACCCUAAGUGUCCUUUUCUAAUUUAUGUAUCCAAAGAUGGUGACAAUGGCGGGUUGGUUGUGAAAACGUUGCAGAGAAAACAUAGUUGCUUUAGACAGAGUAAAGUACCAAGUGCAAGUCAAGGAUUUUUAGCUAAUUAUUUCAAAAAAAAAAAACAGUGUACAAUAACCCAAAGUUCAGAGCUAAAGACAUGCAAAUGGAGGUUAAGAAACACUUAAAGCUUGAAGUCAGUGAGCACAAAUGUAUGAGAGCAAAGAGAACGAUAAUACAUGAGCUAGAAGGGAGUUUUAGAGAGGAGUUUAAGAUGCUACUUGCAUAUGCUGAGAUGAUUAAGAAAAGCAAUCCUGGAAGCAAAUGUGAGAUUUAAAUGUCAUCAGAAGAUGGUAAGCGCAUUUUUAGAAGAGCCUUUAUAAUGAUGGAUGCUUGCAAGAGGAAUUGGAUGGGUGGUUGUAGACCCAUCAUCUGUUUAGAUGGAUGUCAUUUGAAAGGAGUUUGCCCUGGCAUGCUACUUACAGCAGUAGGAAAAGAUGCAACUGACCAAAUUGUUCCAAUUGCAUGGGCAAUCAUUGGCAAAGAGAACAAAGUGAAUUGGAGGUGGUUUCUCUGUUGGUUGAAGCAAGAGUUGGAGUUAGAUGACGGGGCUCGCCUCACUGUCAUGUCUGAUAUGCAAAAGGGAUUACUUGAUGCGGUCAACAACACGCUUCCUAAUGCAGAGCAUCGAUGGUGUGCUAGACAUAUAUAUGCUAAUUGGUCUAAGAAAUGGAGAGGAGAUGAGCUUAAGAAGAGGUUCUGGAUAUGUGCAUGGAGUACAUUUGAGGAAGAGUUCAAGGCUAAUUUGUCAAGGAUAGGUGAAAUACACAAACAAGCUGCAGAAGGGCUGUUGAAGUAUCCAGUUCACAUGUAA